Messenger RNA from Carassius gibelio (silver crucian carp), 3131 nucleotides. RefSeq names its product glyoxylate reductase 1 homolog (Arabidopsis) (gene glyr1). The record is from RefSeq and is a predicted model, not a curated record. The transcript is spliced from 16 exons. Gene Ontology annotation, molecular function: oxidoreductase activity, acting on the CH-OH group of donors, NAD or NADP as acceptor; NAD binding; NADP binding. Bases 89 to 1615 code for a protein of 508 amino acids. NCBI's taxonomy places the organism in Eukaryota, Metazoa, Chordata, Actinopteri, Cypriniformes, Cyprinidae.
UCGCUUCCUCGCAGGGGUAGAUGGGUGAAGUGUAGUGGGUGUGUUCAUUCCCUGCAUUCAGUGCGACGUUUCUCACCAACAGUUUAAGAUGGCGACUGUGCAUCUAAGGAUCGGGGAUCUGGUUUGGGGUAAGCUUGGACGCUAUCCACCUUGGCCAGGCAAGAUCGUCAGUCCUCCGAAGGAUCUGAAAAAGCCAAGAGGCAAAAAAUGUUUUUUUGUCAAGUUUUUUGGAACUGAAGAUCACGCCUGGAUAAAGGUAGAGCAGCUGAAGCCUUACCAUCCUCACAAAGAGGAGAUGAUCAAGAUCAACAAAGGCAAGCGCUUCCAGCAGGCUGUUGAUGCAGUUGAGGAGUACCUAAAGAAGGCCAAGGGGAAAGAUCAGGCACACUCCGAUGACAAAAGCAAGUCAGAUAAAGGGCGUAAAGCAGCUAAACCAAUGAAGAUCAUUGAAGAAGAUGAUGAAGAUGCCUUCAAGGGUGGCUCGUCGGACAAGGAACAGACUGAUUCUGACCCAGAGCCAUCCUCUGUACGACGGCUGGUCGCAGGAACAGUAUCAGGAUUCAAAUGGGAGAGCAGUCCAGUAAAGGAUGACCCACAUUUUCAUCACUUUCUGCUCAGCCAGUCUGAGAAGCCAGCUUCAUCAAUGGAGCCCAUCACCAAACGCUUAAAGAUAAUCGAGGAGGACACCAGAUCAACAUCUAUUCAAGCAGCAGACAGCACAGCCAUCAACGGCAGCAUCACACCUACAGACAAAAGGAUAGGGUUCCUAGGACUUGGACUGAUGGGAAGUGGUGUGGUUUCUAAUUUGUUGAAGAUGGGGCAUGUUGUGACUGUUUGGAAUCGCACCGCAGAAAAGUGUGAUUUGUUCAUCCAAGAAGGUGCCAGAUUAGGACGAACACCAGCAGAAGUUGUGUCCAUGUGCGAUAUCACAUUUUCCUGUGUAUCAGACCCAAAAGCUGCCAGAGAUCUUGUGUUAGGUCCUAGCGGAGUCCUGCAGGGAAUCAGACCAGGCAAAUGUUACGUAGAGAUGUCGACCGUUGAUCCAGAAACCAUCAUGGAGCUCGCACAGGUCAUCACAUCCAGAGGCGGCAGAUUCCUAGAAGCUCCGGUUUCGGGCAGCCAGCAGCUUUCCAAUGACGGUAUGCUGGUCAUUGUUGCUGCAGGAGACCGCAGUGUUUAUGAAGACUGUAGCAGCUGCUUCCAGGCAAUGGGGAAGACGUCUUUCUUCAUAGCAGGGGAAGCAGGAAAUGCUGCCAGAAUGAUGCUGAUCAUUAACAUGGUUCAAGGCAGUUUCAUGGCGACCAUCGCAGAGGGAUUGACCUUGGCGCAGGCCACGGGACAGUCGCAGCAAACAUUUUUGGAUAUUCUUUGCCACGGACAAAUGGCAAGCACGUUUGUGGACCAGAAAUGCCAGAAUAUCUUGCAGGGCAACUUCAAACCUGAUUACUACCUGAAACACAUUCAGAAAGAUCUGCGGUUAGCCAUUUCAAUGGGAGAUUCGGUUAAUCAUCCAACACCAAUGGCAGCUGCUGCAAAUGAGGUAUACAAGAGAGCAAAAGCAUUGGACCAGUCGGACAAUGACAUGUCUGCCGUCUACAGAGCUUAUAUUCACUAAUCCUGUCGAUGUGCUCUACGUCCUGGACCACAAACCUCGCCUGCUUCUUUCUUCCUCUCCCUCUGUCUUUCUCUCCUCUGCUGAUGAAUUCUGUUGGGCACCAGUGAUAUGUUUUCCCAUGUUUAAUGGGAUCUCUUUAGCAGCCUGAUCUGAGCAUUGCACUGACUGUAAUAUAGCUGCACGUCUACUCUGUGGGAGGUUAUUAAACUCUCCUCGAGUGAUUAUUUUAUGAUAGAAUGUGCAGUGUAUUAUAUCCACAUUUCCUUAAGGCUACUGCAUACGAUGCAGUGUUGUUUGAAGAUGCUAGGGGUUUUAUUUAUCAUUCGUAACUUUACAAAUGAAUUCCCACGUUGUAAUUUUCGAUGUUCAGAAAUCUGUGAAGUAUGAACUUUUGAUCACAAACAGGCUUAAGGAGCACGACAAAGAAAAAGCCACUGCAUUGCCUUAAAACUCACAUAAGAUAGAUGUAUUUAUUUAUUUUAUCUCUCAAAGAAAGAUCACCAUCAUGUCAGGUGAAAUUUGGCCGUACAUUUUUAGUUUUUUUCCUUCUCAGUUUUGGAGAUCACCUGUCCACUAGUAUUUUUUUUUUAUGGCCUUUUCAGAAAUGCAGUAUUUAAAUUUUUUGACAUUUGGUUGUGUAGUUAUCACACAGAAGAUACUGAAAUGAUUUCUCAUUUACAAUGAAGUUAAUGCUGAAAAGCAUCCCAAAGUUUUCCAUUAUUGAGUCUUGGCUAUCACCUCUGCAAUGGGUGUUUCUGAUUUCCAGCUUGAUUAUUUUACAGACAGAUUGGUUUCACAUCAUUUAAGUCUUUCAGCUGUUGUGAAAAAAUAUAUAUAUAAAUUUGAAGACAUUUUAAGUUGCUUUAUUUGGCCAUUUCUUUUAAAUCGGAUGUUCAUGUUUUGCUGGCAGAGGGAUCUGUUUUUUUUUUUUUUAUUACAAUUAUGAUUCAUAAAAGAUAAAGCUAAAGUUAAGCGGCAUUUUAUCCCUAAAUUAUGAUUGCUUUUGUUAAUUUUAAGUGAUAUUACAAAAGCCGUAAACUCAGUGGCAUAUAAUUUGGCCUUUUUUUUUAAACUCUGAACAAAUACAGGGUGAUUUAUUUUUUAUAAAUCGUUAUGCAAAAAAAAAAAAACAGGACUUUGAAGUGCUUUGUUAUGGAUGAGCGAAUUUUGCGAGUUACUAAGGACUCUUGUAAAUAUCCCCAUCAAAGGGUUGGGUUGUUUGAAUACAUGGAAUAACAUGCUUUCAUUUUGACUCUACUGAAUUUAUUAAUCAUCUGUUGUCUUAAUAUUGUAGACUGUUCUUUUGUCUUAGCGAAUCGGUUUAUUUGCUGUAAAUGGUUUGAUUUUCGGGGCUGGUAAUGACAUACUGACGACUUGAUUCCAGUUGUGCAAGGAAAGUAUUGGUGUUAUAGUUGGAGUUAUUUAUAAUUUCAUGUAAAUGUGAAAUUUAUUUUCUUCUUUUUUUCUUUUUUUGUGCGGUCGACUGAUCCCUCUGAAUAAACAAACCGAGUGUCCA